GUUGUCUCCUCUAUUUUAGCUGGCAAGCCAAAGCCUGUCCUGACCCGGGAGCCUGCAGGAGAGAUAUUUGAAGGAGACACAGUGACUCUGAGCUGUGUGGUUGAGGGGGGCUCUGAUGGCUGGAGCUAUCUCUGGUACAAAGACAGUCAGAGAACUUCAGCACCUCAGACUGACAGCAGCAGUGGAACUGGAGCCGGAUACACAAUCAGUGCUGCUGCUCUGUCCCACAGUGGAGAGUACUGGUGUCGAGCUAGAAGGGGGAGCAAACCGUUUAACUCACAAUACAGCAAUGCUGUCAAUAUACAAGUAUCAAAACGACCCCAGGCUGUCCUGACCCAGGAGCCUGCAUGGACACAGAUAUACGAAUCAGAGAGAAUUACACUGAGAUGUCAGGUUCCGGGGGAUUACACUGACUGGAGCUUCACAUGGUACAAAGAUGGGAGGAAUGCUCCAGUAACCCAGGAUUCCUACAGCAGUAUAGAUGGUGACAGCUACACAAUUAGCUCUGAUGCUCAAUACCACAGUGGGGAAUAUACCUGUAAAGGUGUAAGGACAGGUAACCCAUCGUACUCUACAAUCAGCAAUAGUCUUACACUGAGAGUAUCAGCUGGCAAGCCAAAGCCUGUCCUGACCCGGAAGCCUGCAGGAGAGAUAUUUGAAGAAGACAAAAUCACUCUGAGCUGUGUGGUUGAGGGGGGCUCUGAUGGCUGGAGAUAUCUCUGGUACAAAGACAGUCAGCACAGUACUUCAGUGUACCAGACUGACAGCAGCAGUGGAACUGGAGCCGGAUACACAAUCAGUGCUGCUGCUCUGUCCCACAGUGGAGAGUACUGGUGUCGAGCUGAAAGAAGGAGUAACCCAUUUAACUCAGACUACAGCAAUGCUGUCAAUAUACAAGUAACAGAGCGGUUCAGCACACCCACUCUGACAGUGAUGCCUCGUGCCUCAGUGUGGGAGGGAGAGGCUGUGACUCUGCAGUGUGGGGUUCAGAUAUAUAAACAGGGCACACAGCUGCAGUACCGCUAUAUCAAAGACAAUGGGGAUCUGAGUGGAGCUGGAUCACGGGAUCAGUACUCAAUCCCAGCAGCAGGGCUGAGAGACACAGGGAGCUACCAGUGUGAGGUGGAGGCAGCAGGGACGGGGCUGAAGAAAAGGAGUGAUUCUGUGAGGCUUUCUGUGAGAGCUGGCAAGCCAAAGCCUGUCCUGACCCGGGAGCCUGCAGGAGAGAUAUUUGAAGAAGACAAAAUCACUCUGAGCUGUGUGGUUGAGGGGGGCUCUGAUGGCUGGAGAUAUCUCUGGUACAAAGACAGUCAGGGAACUUCAGCACCUCAGACUGACAGCAGCAGUAAAACUGGAGCCGGAUACACAAUCAGUGCUGCAGCUCUGUCCCACAGUGGAGAGUACUGGUGUCGGGCUGGAAGGGGGAGCAAACCGUUUAACUCACAAUACAGCAAUGCUGUCAAUAUACAAGUAUCAAAACAACCCCAGGCUGUCCUGACCCAGGAGCCUGCAUGGACACAGAUAUACAAAUCAGAGAGCGUGACACUGAGAUGUCAGGUUCCGGGGGAUUACACUGAAUGGAGAUUCACAUGGUACAAAGCUGGGAGGAAUGCUCCAGUAACCCAGGAUUACUACGGCAGUAUAGAUGGUGACAGCUACACAAUUAGCUCUGCUACUAGAGACCACAGUGGAGAAUAUACCUGUAAAGGUGUAAGGACAGGCAACCCAUCGUACUCUACAAUCAGCAAUAGUCUUACACUGAGAGUAUCAGCUGGCAGGCCAAAGCCUGUCCUGACCCAGGAGCCUGCAGGAGAGAUAUUUGAAGGAGACACAGUGACUCUGAGCUGUGUGGUUGAGGGGGGCUCUGAUGGCUGGAGAUAUCUCUGGUACAAAGACAGUCAGAGAACUUCAGCACCUCAGACUGACAGCAGCAGUGGAACUGGAGCCGGAUACACAAUCAGUGCUGCUGCUCUGUCCCACAGUGGAGAGUACUGGUGUGGAGCUGGACGGGGCAGGAACACGUUUUACUCAGAAUACAGCCCAGGUGUGAAGAUACAAGUAUCAGAGGUUCGUCCCAAGGCUGUCCUGACCCUGCAUCCUGCCUGGACACAGAUAUUCCCAGCAGAUACAGUCACCCUGAGGUGUGAGGUGGAGGGGGGAUCUGCUGGCUGGGGGUUUAAACAGUACAGAGAUGGACGUGAAGAGGCAGGGUGCAGUGAUCAAUACAGCAGGAGAUAUGGGGACAGCUGCACAAUCAGUACCGCUCAGUAUAACCACAGUGGAGUGUACUGGUGUGAGUCUGCAUCAGGACAGGAGCGCAGUAAUGCUGUCAACCUAACUGUGUCCAAUCAAUGGGUGAUCCUGCAGACUCCCCUCCAGCCUGUGAUUGAGGGAGACUCUCUGACUCUGAGGUGUCGUGUCCGCACAAAUUAUACAUUUACCAGGAUUGUCUUUUUUAAAGAUAAUGAAGAGAUUCAGUCCCAGAAUAACAAAGAGCUGAGUGUGGAUCGUGUUUCAAAGAGUGACGAGGGGUCCUACAAGUGCAGAGCGAUGUGGAUCUCCUCCACUUACUCUGGUGACUCUGCAGAGGUGCAGGUGUCAGUGAGAGAGCUGUUCUCCAGGGUGACUCUGACAGCCUCUCCAGGAGCCACAGUGAAGGAGGGAGAGGCUCUUAACCUGACCUGUGAGGCAGCAGUGAACAAAACCCCCCGCCCUCAACUCCACUACACCAUUGUGAGAGACGGGGAGCCUGUGACUAACAGCACUGACUCUGCACUGUACAGCAUAGCCAGCACUGAGAAGAGCCACACUGGGAGCUACACGUGUGCUGUGGAGUCACAGGGAGUGAAGAGGAGCAGCCAGGAGCUACACAUUGAAGUGGAAACGUCCUGGCACAGCGCUGUUGCUAUUGGCUACAGAGUGAGCUUCACUCUGAUUCAUUUCAUUGUGUUCACUCUGCUGCUCCUUCAAUACUGCAGGAUCCAAGGUUCCCUGUGUAUUGCUGGUGGUACAUCACGGAAAACCUCGGAUCAGGAUCAGGAGCAGUCAGCAGAGAGGAUUGAGCUCUGCAGCCGUGUGCAGCACACUGGAGUGGAACUGCAAUAGUAUUGCACUGUCGUACUGAAGAGCAGCCUGAAUGCAUUGUCUUAGAACUGCUGUGAAUAUCUGUUCAAACUGCGGCUGUAGUUUACAGAAAAUGACCAUUGACUGGGGUAUUUUCUGAGACCUCAAAACAAAUGGAUUAUUCAUUGAUUGUUUGAUUUAAUUCAUUUAUUUAAUAGAUUGCUUGAUUGCACAGUGUAACUUGAAGUGCAUUACUGAACAAUGUAUGUAUUCAUAAGCUAUCCUUUAGUCAAUAAACUGCUAUAUUUUA
This is a messenger RNA of Acipenser ruthenus (sterlet), 3373 nucleotides long. Its product is annotated as Fc receptor-like protein 5. The annotation marks the transcript as partial. Lineage: Eukaryota; Metazoa; Chordata; Actinopteri; Acipenseriformes; Acipenseridae. The transcript is spliced from 13 exons. Gene Ontology annotation, molecular function: transmembrane signaling receptor activity. Gene Ontology annotation, biological process: cell surface receptor signaling pathway. The record is from RefSeq and is a predicted model, not a curated record.